AGAGUUCGAUUCUCGGACAGCGUACUGGCAACACAAGCGGGGGAGGCAGGACCAAGAGUGUGGAGAGCUCACCAGCUCUCGCGGAACCGGAGCGAGAAGCCUCUCUCCCGAUCCUUUCGGCGGAGGAAUUCUAGCUGGCGUGGCUCGGCGGCCGCCUCCACCUUCCUUCCCUCCACCCGACGUUCAUUCAGAGCCCUCCCUGGAUGGGACGGUCCGCACACCACGUCUACUCGGUGCCGGGUUCCCCGCGAUAUUUUGUGACUGCCUGUCCGUGCGGUGCUCGUGCUAGCCUGUGCUCGUCGGCUCCCUAGACCCGUCGCGGAAUAGGGAGGUCGAAAUGACCCGGUUGGGAUUGCGAUUCGUCGCAUCCGCAGUCUUCCUGGCCGGGAUUGUCAGUGGGCAAUAUAAUCACACACAAUGGACGAAUCCGCAGCCAGUUGUACCACUCGGCGGACGAGGUGAUAUCGGUAAACCUAGCGGUGCCGAUGACGACUACAACAUUUCGCCACGAUUCAGGGAUUAUCUUAGGAGAAACGAAGGUCUUACGGAGGAUCAAGCUAGAGCUAACAUAGCUCAGUAUGGCUACGACAACGACGACGGCUACGGCGACGAGGAUGACGACGUAUACGGCCGCCAACCUGGAGGACAACAGGACCGUUAUGGAGGCGAAGGUCGAGGGUUCUACAAUCAGGGCCAAGAGCAAGGCUCCUUGGAUCCUUAUCAUCAAGGAGGCGAAGGCAGAGGGUCCUACAGCCGUGGACAAGAACAAGGUUCGGUGGAUCCGUACAAUCAAGGAGGCGAAGGCAGAGGGUCCUACAGUCGCGAACAAGAUCAAGGCUCUCUGGAUCCUUACAACCAAGGAGGAAGCGAUCCCUACGGUAGACCUCGAGGUUACGGGGACGCUUACCACAGAGGAUCAAGCCAGGACUCGAAUCCUUACGACGAUCGCUACGGAGAAAAUCGUGGAUCCGGUGAUCCCUACAAUCGCAGUGAUCCCUACAACCGCAGCGAUCUCUAUAACCGUAGUGAUCCCUACAACCGCGGAUCGACCGGUUAUUCGGGUCACUCCCAAGGCCAAGGAGGAUACGGUGCCGCCGGAGACUCGGAGAAUUAUCCGAGCAGCUACUCGGCUGUACCGAUUCCAGGACAACAGAAGAAUUGCACCGGUUCCAAUUGCUGCGUGCCGAAAUGUUUCGCGGAGAAAGGAUCUAGGGGUCCCCCAGGUGUGAUGGGGAUACAGGGCCCAAAAGGUCAAAGAGGAUUUCCCGGAUCGGAAGGUCUUCUGGGCCCGAAAGGUGACAAAGGUGAACCCGGUCCUCAAGGUCCACGUGGACCAAAAGGCGACAGAGGGAAAAUGGGUAUGCCCGGCUUCCCUGGUAUAAACGGUGUUCCCGGAGUUCAAGGUGAAGCAGGUUCUCCGGGACUUCCUGGUCGAGAUGGAUGCAACGGGACAGAUGGUGAGCCUGGUCUCCGCGGUGUCCCCGGAGGACCAGGUCCCCGUGGUUUCCCAGGUGCGCCUGGGCCCAAAGGAGACAAAGGACAAUCGGCAUUCGCUGGAUCGUACCCUGUCGGUCAAAAAGGCGAGCCAGGCAUCGACGGCGUGAGAGGACCUCCAGGACCACCGGGACCUCAAGGGCAACGUGGAUUGCCUGGACCGAAGGGUGAUCGUGGACCCUAUGGCCCUCGUGGAGCGCAAGGCUCGAAAGGAGAAAAGGGUAACAUGGGUCUUGGAUUCGAGGGUUUGAAAGGUGACAAAGGUCAGAAGGGAGAACUUGGAUUGCCGGGCACGCCCGCGCCAGAGAUACCCUUCGAAGGGACGGUUCAAGUGACGGGAGCACCUGGCGAGCCCGGAGAAAAAGGAGACAAGGGUGAACGUGGGUACGUCGGAUCGAAAGGUGAACCUGGCCCGCAAGGAGAUCACGGUAUGUCUGGAGGUUUGGGGGCGAAAGGAGAAAAAGGAUUGCCUGGAUCUCCGGGAAUUCGCGGUAGGGACGGUUUCUCUGGGCCUCCUGGACCACCCGGACGUAAAGGUGACAGAGGUCACGACGGGCUGGAUGGACUUCCUGGACGACCUGGAAAGAAGGGAGAGCCAGGACGAGAUGGACCCAUGGGCGUUUCAGGAUUGCGAGGACCUCCUGGACCACCAGGAGGCGGUAAAGGUACACCUGGGCCACCAGGACCAAAGGGACCGCAAGGGUUCCCUGGUCCCAUUGGACCACGAGGUUCCGACGGAUAUCCAGGUGAUCCGGGACCCAGAGGACCUAUGGGUCCGGCGGGAGGUCCUGGCUCUCAAGGUAUCCCUGGCCCUGAAGGUUUACCAGGAGAGAAAGGAUCGAAAGGAGAGCCUGGGAUCACUGGAUUCCCAGGGACCACAGGGCCACGUGGUUACGAUGGCCCUCCCGGUCCCUCAGGUCCGCGAGGUCUCCCCGGCGACAAAGGAUUAUCGAUCGUUGGCCCUAAAGGAAUGGACGGAUCGCCUGGUCAAGACGGAGAGAAGGGCCAGAAAGGUGAACGCGGUUACUCCGGCCCGCGAGGAUUCCCAGGCGAUUCCUUGGACGGGAUUCCAGGAUCGCCGGGAGCGUCUGGCUUGCCAGGAGAACCAGGAACUCCCGGGAGAGACGGUCUUCCGGGAGUUCCAGGGCAGCCUGGCGAGAAAGGAGAGAUAGGAGGACGUUGCCAGAACUGUUUGCCAGGAUUGCGCGGGCUGAAGGGUGAUCGCGGUUUGGAUGGUAUUCCUGGAAUAACAGGACCGAGAGGACCGCCGGGAGAGCGAGGAUAUCCCGGCGAACCUGGUUCCGAUGGACUACCUGGAUCUAUUGGACCCCCAGGCCUACCGGGCAAGGAUGGUAUUCCGGGUACGCCAGGUCCUCAAGGACAACCUGGUGCGCCAGCACUGAUUACAGAGAACAUGCUCAAAACGCAAAAGGGCGACAAAGGUAUACGAGGUGAACCUGGAAGGCCUGGACCGCCAGGCCCGCAAGGUCCUCCCGGCGAAAAGGGCCUCAUGGGAGUCCAAGGUCUCCCUGGAAUGAAGGGCACUGCUGGAGAUCGCGGUUUCCCCGGGCAAGAUGGCAUCCCUGGAAGGCCAGGUACGCCUGGACGAAAGGGAGAGAGUGGUAUGAGCGUGAAAGGAGAGCAAGGAGAACCUGGACUACCAGGUCAACGGGGUCAGAAGGGCGAAUCUGGCUUCGACGGCGCCAAAGGCGAACCUGGCUUGUGUCCCCCGUUAAACAUUACCGAGGGCUUCAAAGGUGACAGAGGACCUUCGGGCGAAAGAGGAGCGCCUGGACCACCGGGCAGGGAUGGAUUUAAGGGUGAAAAGGGCUUGCAAGGAUUUGCGGGUCCGCCUGGUCCUCCAGGACCAAUCGGCGCUCCAGGUCCAGUCGGGCCUCGAGGAUUGCCUGGUCCCCGUGGCGACAAGGGUAACAUGGGACCCAUGGGUUUCCCUGGAGAGCCCGGUCGCGAUGGACCCAGAGGAUUUCCCGGUGCGCCAUCCCCGAAGGGAGAGAAGGGAGAGCCUGGAAUAUCGGUGAAGGGUAGUCGCGGUUUGCCUGGACCUCAAGGUCCAAAAGGCGAGAGAGGACUUCCAGGACCACCAGGAAAGGACGGACCGGUCGGUUUCCCGGGUCUGCAAGGAUUCAUGGGAGAAAAGGGUGACUCUGGAGAGCCGGGAAUAAGCGGGCUCCCUGGUGGGCCUGGUGAGAAAGGAGACACUGGCUUGAUGGGACCUCCGGGUCCUCCUGGCGUAGCAGGAACUCAUGGCAUGGAUGGAAUGAAAGGUGAACCAGGAUUGCCGGGUGAGCCUGGUAGGCCAGGCCUUCCAGGGUUCCCAGGCCAGAAGGGUUCGUCCGGCGAGAUAGGAAUCGACGGGCCGAAGGGCUAUCCUGGAAGACGAGGCCCGCCCGGUGCACCAGGUAGACAUGGCGUGGAGGGUUUACCUGGUUUGAAGGGAGAACGAGGCGAGAAAGGUUCUCCAGGUUUCCCUGGAUUGGUUGGAAUGGAAGGUAAACCAGGACGCCCUGGUGCACCUGGACCGAAAGGAGACGAAGGUCUCCCUGGACCACCUGGAUCGACAGGCCUUCCUGGAUUCGACGGACCUAAAGGCGAUCGAGGCCCUCCAGGAUUGCCUGGGCCCAAGGGAAACGCAGGUCUGGUAUCGGAGAAAGGACAGAAAGGUGAGCCAGGAAUACCGGGCGUCCGUGGUCCUCCUGGUCCUCGGGGCAGAGAUGGCUUCGAUGGUCUGAAAGGAGAACCCGGAUCGCCCGGUAUCGGCCGGGACGGACAACCUGGAGCUAAGGGCGAACCUGGUCAGCCAGGUAGGGACGGUUUGCCAGGAUUCCAAGGGCAAAAGGGUGACGCGGGAGUGAGAGGGUUCAGCGGACUCAAAGGAGACAUAGGACCGCCAGGCGCGCCAGGUGAACCAGGUACACCUGGAAUCGACGGCUUACCUGGCGAACCCGGUGAAAUUGGGCCAGGAGGGCCUCGCGGUUUCCCUGGUUUGGAUGGCGAAAAGGGAUCUCCAGGAUAUCCUGGAAUCAACGGUGUCAAAGGAGACCGUGGUCUUCCAGGCGCCGUUGGACUGCCUGGUAUCGUUGGAGCAUCCGGAGAGAAAGGUGACCGUGGACCACCCGGGCCAACGAUUCAGGUGAAAGGCGACAAAGGUGAACCAGGAAUCCCUGGACAACGUGGCUAUCCUGGAGAGAAGGGAGACCGAGGUUUGGAAGGUCUUGUUGGGUACACCGGCGAGAAAGGCGACAGAGGUUUACCGGGCUCACCUGGAAAUCCAGGGCCACAUGGACUUCCUGGUCCAAAAGGCGAACAAGGACCACCCGGAUUAGAAGGUGUCCCCGGAUUAACAGUGAAGGGUGAAAAGGGUUUGCCAGGCUUGUCCGGAAAACACGGCCGCGAAGGAAUCCCAGGACGGCCAGGAGAGAAGGGAGAGCAAGGAUUGCCAGGUUUGCCAGGUCACAAAGGAGACCAGGGUCCUUACGGACCCGUUGGUCCGCAGGGCGAGAAGGGCGACAUGGGUCCUGUGGGCAGUCCUGGAAUGCCUGGUCGUGACGGAUCUCCUGGUCUCGAAGGAAUGCCAGGACUACCCGGUGAAAGGGGCGAGAAGGGAAAUACGGGACCACCAGGAUUGCCAGGAUAUCCGGGCCAAAAGGGAGAUGCAGGAUUCCCAGGUGCGAGCGGCCUGGACGGAGCGCCAGGAGAAAAAGGCGAGAGGGGUUGGGACGGGGUGAACGGUCCUCCUGGAGGACCCGGGGAGAAGGGCGACAGAGGAUACCCCGGCGCAGUAGGAUUAAUGGGUCCUAUUGGCUACAUUGGUCCGAAAGGUGAAAAGGGAGACGAUUGCAUCGAGCCACCGAUGGGACCUAAAGGAGAUCGCGGAUAUCCAGGACCUCCCGGACCAGCAGGACAACCAGGAGAGAAAGGACCCCCAGGACCGCAAGGAUUCCCAGGAUUGGACGGACUGAAGGGUUCGCAAGGUCCUCCAGGACCUCUCGGGCCAGUGGGUUUGCCAGGAUUGUCAGGACCCGACGGCGCCCCUGGAUUACCAGGUCUUCAAGGACCCGUGGGCGUUCCGGGUCCCGCGGGAGAACCAGGAAGACCGUGCGACGUUGCACCUGAUUAUCUCACCGGUAUUUUAUUGGUCAAGCACAGUCAGGGCCAAACGGUGCCCGUUUGCGAUGCGGGCCACAUCAAGCUCUGGGAAGGAUACAGCAUGCUGUACACGGACGGCGACGAAAGGGCGCACUCACAAGAUUUGGGUUCCGCAGGCUCGUGCGUACGAAAGUUCUCGACGAUGCCCUUCCUCUUCUGCGACGUCAACAACGUAUGCCACUACGCCAGCCGCAACGAUCGUUCUUACUGGCUCUCGACCAAUAGUCCGAUUCCCAUGAUGCCUGUCGAAGAGACGGCGAUAGAAGAAUACAUCUCCAGGUGCGUGGUGUGCGAAGUUCCAGCGAACGUGAUAGCUGUACACAGCCAAUCGUUGAGCAUUCCAGAAUGUCCGCAAGACUGGACCGGUCUUUGGAUCGGAUACAGUUUUAUCAUGCACACGGGCGCUGGAUCGCAGGGCGGCGGGCAGUCGCUGUCGAGUCCUGGCUCCUGCCUGGAGGACUUCCGAGCGACGCCGUUCAUCGAGUGCAACGGCGCCAAAGGACACUGCCACUAUUACGCGAACGAGUUCAGCUUUUGGAUGGCCACCAUCGAGGAGUGGCAACAGUUCCAAAGGCCCGAGAAGCAGACCUUGAAGGCAGGAAACCUCAGGUCCCGAAUUAGUCGCUGCCAAGUGUGUAUAAAGAACACGUAGACCCGCGGGCAAGCGCGUCUGUUCUUUGCUCUCUUUCCUUCUGCACAUGUUUGUUAUUUUCUCUCUUUCUGUAUUCUCCUGUAUAUUUUUUUUUUUUUUUUUUACCCGACAAAGAUUAUUGCUACCGAUGAAUAGAGUGUACGAACAAAAAAAAGUCAAGAGAAGGGAUGUAUCAAAGUCUCGCGAUGGAACGGAAGAUCGUUCACCGGCGAUGUCAAAAUAAAGAGAACGGCGAGGAUUUCCUCCAUCGAUUCUUUUACGCUACCCCGGCCCCCCCCCCCCCCCGAGAUGGGCGAUGUUUUCAUUCGAAUAAAUCGAGUCAAUUAGAAACAGAAAAGCCGACGAUGCUUGUUCGAUCGAAGACGACCGAACGAUUUGUUUAUUUUGCGGUGGAAAAGUUUCAAUUAGAUCGUACAUCUUGUAUUCCUCGAAAUUAUUCUUCUGUUGAGAAUUUCGCUCGUCGUUCCGGGGGUAUUCCCAACUUUUCCGUUGCAUACAUCUUGCCCUCGUUAUUUUUUACCUCGACCCACUCACGCUCUAUUGCCACCUCUUCGUGUCUUUCUAUCCGCUCUCCUUUCCGCCCUCCUCGCGACUACUCUUUCACAUCUCGCUGAACUUCUCUUGUUUUUACUGCCCGUCUUCGAAUUUCUCGCGAGCCUCCGCCCCCCCCCCCUACCCCCACCCCACCGUACGCCGUAAGGUUAUUAUUAUUAUUAUUUUUUUUUCUAUAAUUAUUCAAAAGUGCCCAGCGUACUAUUCUCUAGCAUGUAAAGUAAUAUAUAUAUAUAUUAUAUAUAUAUUUAUAUCUCGUUAAUGUCGUAUGAAAAUUAAGUUUAUCGUACUAUCAUCGGACACUGCCCAUAUCCAAUAUGGCACAUUUUACAUGUUGUAUAUUAAUAUAAACGAACUCUAGCCUGGUAAACGUGUGAAGCCAAAUAUUUAAGUGUAUAGGUAUUUUGCUACGUAGCUAAUAAAAUUCUAUUUUCAAACUUC
Messenger RNA from Hylaeus anthracinus, 7306 nucleotides. RefSeq names its product collagen alpha-1(IV) chain (gene Col4a1). Gene Ontology annotation, cellular component: collagen trimer. The transcript has 27 exons. The coding region runs from base 338 to 6313 and encodes 1991 amino acids. NCBI's taxonomy places the organism in Eukaryota, Metazoa, Arthropoda, Insecta, Hymenoptera, Colletidae. Gene Ontology annotation, molecular function: extracellular matrix structural constituent. The record is from RefSeq and is a predicted model, not a curated record.